Messenger RNA from Oncorhynchus tshawytscha (Chinook salmon), 992 nucleotides. RefSeq names its product SH2 domain containing 1A duplicate b (gene sh2d1ab). NCBI's taxonomy places the organism in Eukaryota, Metazoa, Chordata, Actinopteri, Salmoniformes, Salmonidae. Bases 204 to 635 code for a protein of 143 amino acids. The record is from RefSeq and is a predicted model, not a curated record. The transcript is spliced from 3 exons.
AUGGAGAGAGAGAGAGUGAGGUGAGAGGUUAGAUACUUGGCUUGCCUGCACUCAGAUAAGAGGAAACUGAGAUCUGCCACACAUUACAGACAUUACAGAAAGAGAGGUGUCAGCUGGUGUUCUGAGCUUGGUUAGGAGGCUGAAAGUCGACUCUAUUGAGAGGAUAGUGUUAGCAGUAUAGUAGUGUGGAGUGGUCCACAGCCAUGGAACAGGAAAAACUAGCCGUGUACCACAGAGCCAUCAGCAGAGAGGAGGGGGAGAUGAGGCUGUGGACAGCAGGACGGGACGGCAGCUACCUGAUACGCAACAGUGAGAGUCUAGCUGGGCUCUACUGCCUCUGUGUGCUGUAUAAAGGUUAUGUGUACACAUAUAGGCUGUCCCUGGAUGGUGGAGGCUCCUGGACAGCAGAGACUACUCCCGGUGUGGAGAAACGAUACUUUCGGAAAAUGAAGAACUUGAUAACAGCUUUCCAGAAACCAGGCCAAGGCAUUGCUACACCUCUCCUCUACCCCGUAACCAUGCAGAGUCACAUGCACCCUGUCACCACAGAGAAUCAUACACAGCCUGGCAACAUGAAAGCACACCCUAGCAGCCCGCCACAAACUCACACCACUGAGAAUCAUUACCAACAGUAGACAACAGCUUAGAGACACAGAGGGAGACAGACUACGCUAGAGACAGACAUUCUUGAUGUGGGCCUGUAUUCUUAUGUUGUCAUUGUGCCAGUCAUUAAUUUGAAAAUAGCAUUUGGUUUCAGUAUCAAAACUUCAAUGUGAUCCUUUAAAUCUCUUUACAUCUGUAGUAUCGAUGUUCUAUAUUGGUGUUUAAAAUGUGUUUGUAAGACAGUAUUGUUGCUAUAUUUGAUUACAACUCAACUACAUAGUUUCAUGUCAGCCGAUAAAUAGUAUGCUUUAUUUUUAAAGUCAAAUAAUUUCUAACUGACAAAGGAAAAUGUGUUACCAAUGCUAAUAAAUAAAUGCCAUUGGUUAAUA